AUGACUUUGUUCCCCACCAAGUUUGAAAAUGGGAAGAUUGAGUACAAGAUAAGGUACAAGGGGAGAUCAAGGCCAUUCUCUAGAGCCAAGGCCUUGGUGACUUCAGAACAGUCCAGGGACCCAACCAAGCUAAAGGAGCUUCUGUCUCAAGUCCUCACUAUCACCCUUGAUGGUGUCAAAGGAGCCAGCUCGACCGAUAGCUCGAUCGAGCUAGAAACCAGGGCAACUCGAUCGAGUUCACAACUCGACCGAGGUACUUUAGUGAAGAAACAGUGUAACAAGAUGACAAACAGUGAGGGAAGCGCGCUUCACAGAGGAGAAUGGUUGAGGGUGAAUCAAGCAAUGCAAGAGGAAAGGCUUAAGAUGCAAGCCGAUUUGGAGAGGAUGAUCAGAGGAUGGAAGAUCUGA
Messenger RNA from Microthlaspi erraticum, 408 nucleotides. The record is from the annotation of a GenBank genome assembly. NCBI's taxonomy places the organism in Eukaryota, Viridiplantae, Streptophyta, Magnoliopsida, Brassicales, Brassicaceae.